Messenger RNA from Triplophysa rosa, 8934 nucleotides. RefSeq lists its product as uncharacterized. The record is from RefSeq and is a predicted model, not a curated record. Bases 227 to 1081 code for a protein of 284 amino acids. The transcript is spliced from 11 exons. Lineage: Eukaryota; Metazoa; Chordata; Actinopteri; Cypriniformes; Nemacheilidae.
GAUGUUUAUCAGUACAAACAGUCAGUCAGUCAGUCAGUCACGGCGUGCUCGUUCAACGCGUUUACAUCGAUCACCGCUUCGCUUUAAAACCACGGAUUGUCUGAUCUCAGACCAGUGCACGAGAGAGCCCACAUCACAUCCGCGAGAGACUUCUGUUCUGUUCUGGAAGAGCAGCAGCAGCCCGUGAGAGAAAAUUAUCCCAAAUAAAUUUCGGUGUUUAAGGCCCAUGAGUGUCGCCGAACAACAAGCAGAUUGUGCAGGUGUCGGUGCGUUGCGUCCUCAACCAUCACCUGAGAGGAGGUCCGUCAAACCACGGACACCAAUCAGAAGAAGUGGGUGCAGCGUCUGUGGCUCCAUGCCAUCUUUCAACAACCCAGAACCCGGGAGAAUCCUGUUCGCAAUGACCACAGACGACAGAUGGAGCGCCGCCUGGUCUCAGAGCGUCACAUGGCACUCACGUGUCAUGCGGCCUCCACUGAGCCAGCAGUCGCUGCAGCAGAAACGGCGCGUCCAGCAGGAGGACAUUGAGAGAGAACAGAAAGAAAGCGAGGAGAGAAGACGACGUGACAAAGAUACCUGGACAUCUCUUCACACAGCUGAAGCAGAGGCUCGGAGUUUGAAGAUGUCCAUUCGAGAGGAUGACACAGUCAUCUGGCGACUGGAUGAGCAGAUACGAGAGCUGAGAAUUGAAAUCAAGAAUCACCAGGAAACAUCGAAGAUGUUCGACAAUUAUGAAUCGGAUCUUCUGAAACUCGUCCCACGUAAACUGAGGAAAAGCAUCAAGUGCAACCUAGAGGACACCCAGAUUGGACACCAAGACAACAUGGUGCCGCUGAAAAUGAUAAAAGAGCAGUUAGGCUCAAUAGCUGAGCGCCAGACAAACAUCUCGAAGGACAUCAAGAGCAAGAUAGAGAAACUGGAAAGAGUGAAUCGGGAGAGGAACGUAAUGUUCUACAAGAGAAGAGACCACAUCAGUUUGCUGAAGAACAUCAAUUUGAAAAUCCGAGAUUCUGAGGAGGCUCUCAAAAAGAGUCAAAUGGAGCUGGUCAGACGCUUCAGAAAGUUCGUGAACGACGGUUAAUCCUAACCCACACGCAAGAACUGCAGACCUGAAGACAGCACAAGACGUCUGGACACCAAUACCCUACUAACAAGCUAGCAUACCGUGUUGCUAAAGUAUGCUAGCAUGUUACUAGGGUAUUUCUGUUGGUAAUUAGGUGUUGCUAGGGUGUUGUAGCUGGUUACUACGGCAUUUAUCUUGUUGCUAUGUGUUGUUAAGGUUCUUUAACUCUUUACUGUGUGUCGCUAAGGUGUUCUAGCUUCUUCCUAAGGUAUUUUGGCUGGUAAUUAGGUGUUGCUAGGGUGUUGUAGCUGGUUACUACGGCAUUUAUCUUGUUGCUAUGUGUUGUUAAGGUUCUUUAACUCUUUACUGUGUGUCGCUAAGGUGUUCUAGCUUCUUCCUAAGGUAUUUUGGCUGGUAAUUAGGUGUUGCUAGGGUGUUGUAGCUGGUUACUACGGCAUUUAUCUUGUUGCUAUGUGUUGUUAAGGUUCUUUAACUCUUUACUGUGUGUCGCUAAGGUGUUCUAGCUUCUUCCUAAGGUAUUUUGGCUGGUAAUUAGGUGUUGCUAGGGUGUUGUAGCUGGUUACUACGGCAUUUAUCUUGUUGCUAUGUGUUGUUAAGGUUCUUUAACUCUUUACUGUGUGUCGCUAAGGUGUUCUAGCUUCUUCCUAAGGUAUUUUGGCUGGUAAUUAGGUGUUGCUAGGGUGUUGUAGCUGGUUACUACGGCAUUUAUCUUGUUGCUAUGUGUUGUUAAGGUUCUUUAACUCUUUACUGUGUGUCGCUAAGGUGUUCUAGCUUCUUCCUAAGGUAUUUUGGCUGGUAAUUAGGUGUUGCUAGGGUGUUGUAGCUGGUUACUACGGCAUUUAUCUUGUUGCUAUGUGUUGUUAAGGUUCUUUAACUCUUUACUGUGUGUCGCUAAGGUGUUCUAGCUUCUUCCUAAGGUAUUUUGGCUGGUAAUUAGGUGUUGCUAGGGUGUUGUAGCUGGUUACUACGGCAUUUAUCUUGUUGCUAUGUGUUGUUAAGGUUCUUUAACUCUUUACUGUGUGUCGCUAAGGUGUUCUAGCUUCUUCCUAAGGUAUUUUGGCUGGUAAUUAGGUGUUGCUAGGGUGUUGUAGCUGGUUACUACGGCAUUUAUCUUGUUGCUAUGUGUUGUUAAGGUUCUUUAACUCUUUACUGUGUGUCGCUAAGGUGUUCUAGCUUCUUCCUAAGGUAUUUUGGCUGGUAAUUAGGGUUUGCUAGGGCGUUGUAGCUGCUUACUAACAGGGCUCCAGACAAAAAAUCAGUUAAGGAGCCAUUGGCUCCCAUAGGGAAAAAAAGCAGUUGCCAAAUUAUUUUUUUAAGAGCCAUAUAACAUGAACUUACAUUUUUAAUGACAUACUUUUAGUUAUACUGUUGUGUGUAAAUCUUCCCUCUCAUAGGUUUUGCUCGCAUAACGUUUUCUUUCAAGUUAUUUUCCCUCAUAAAAUUUGGGAAACAUCUGCAGAAUUCCACAGAAUAGUUUUAAAUGUGUUUACAUUUGUACACAAAUAUAAAUGUGUGUUUAAAUAGUCUUAAAGAAAAGAGGCUAUAUAUUUUAUUUUAUUAUUAUGAAAGGGCUUGUUACGUUAUUACGUAUGUUGAUUUUAGUUUGUAAUAAUGACACUUUUCCGCAUGUUCACAACACAACGUAAAGAUAACUUCAGAUAAAACUUAUCAAGAGAAUUCGCCUGUCGUUCAUUGUCGCUGUGAACGGAUUUGAAGUGAUACAGCGGUGUUAUAUAACAAAUACGUUCCCUGAACUUCUCUGCUAUUAGUUUCAUUUUAAACGUCUCAAAUAACACAUUGUUCAUCCUCAGGCUCAUUAAAAUCCGUCACAGCAAACAGCGCAUACUACUAACACGCUCACAAUGUGUGUGUCUCGCGCAGCUCUUGCUACUAGGGGACCUCGAACCGGGCGUCGGUCCGGCAUGCGAGUCGGUCGCGUCUGCCGCUAGAGCACCUCUUGAGGUCUGGAAGUGCACCUUCCCUGAGACCUGCACAGCUCUCUCUCUCGCUAGCCUGGCGGUUUUUAAAAAGUGUGGCGCUUCCGUUGGAAACACUUUAAAUAACAUGUAAAUUUGCACGGUCGCCAGUGGUGAUCUCCGCAAAAAUAUCACUCACAAAUUCAUAUUUUUGGUCGACCAUUUUAGGCGCAGUCUGGAGCCCUGACUAGGCUAUUUAAUCUGGUUGCUGUGUUGUUAAGGUUCUUUAACUGUUAACUGUGUGUUGCUAAGGUAUGCUAGCUUGUUACUUGGGCAAUUAAUCUGAUUGCUAUUACACUGAAAAAAAAAGAUUCUUGAGGGUUAGUAAAUAUUACCCAUGCAAAUCAGUUAAAUUUUACGUACAUAUAUUAGGUAGCAAAGUAAACUAUAUGCAAACUUACUGAAUCUACUCAAUAAAAUUGAGGCAACAAUUUCCACUCAAUUAGAUUGAGUAGAUUUUAUUCUAUGUGUUUAAGUAAAGAAUACCUAAAUUUAUCAGAUAUGAGUCAUGACACACGGAAAGAAAUGAGAUAAAGUCUACCUAAUAUUUCUCAAUAUUAAUUACUUAUAUAAAUUGAGUAAUAUCAGUUUAUAUAACCGACAACAGUUCAUCUACAUAUUAUGAAUGAUAAAUAUUGAAUGAUUAAACACUAAAUAUGACUUAUUCAGAGAAGCUUGAAUUGACCUCAAAAUGGUCAGAAACAGAUCAUCACAUCAAUUGCUUUUAUUGACCAAAUAACAAACGUCUAAAAAAACCCUUUUUGACAAUGAACACAAGAUUAAUUUGAUGUCACCAUUAUUGUGAUCAGUGUUCACUUUAGUUGACUUCUUGACUCUUGCACUUCACGAAGUUACUUCUCUUUUACCAAUCACAGCUCUUGUUCAUGCACAACACUUCUGUGUUAAUAACAAAAGAGUUUGCUGCAUUAGUAUAAUAUGUUACAUAAUAAAAGUGAAUGCAAAGUGAGUCAAGAGGUCAACUAAAGUGAACUAGAAGUAUGCACUUGUUCAGAACAGCUUCAGGACUUCUUGUUGGCAUGUACUGGAUCAACACUGCCUCUGGGUCUAUACCAACCAUUAUUAUGGUUAUAGACUCAACUCAACUUUAUUUAUAUAGCGCUUUUACAAUUUUCAUUGUUACAAAGCAGCUGCACAUGAGACACAUUGACUACAAGCAAAACAAUCAAAGUUGUACCUGCAAAAACAAGAAAAGGUUGAAAACACAGAAGACAGACACACCCACACACAAAACACUCCACACACACAACACGCACACGCACCAACACACACAGACACACAGACACACACACACACACACACACACGUACGUACACAGACAAGUACGCACACACACACACGCUCAGUGAGAGCACACAUUUAGGAUAAAGGAGAGAGAAGCACAGGUCAAAUAUAACAGAUAAUAAAUUCCUAUAUGCAAUAUUAAUUAAGUAAAACUUUAAGAUUCUAAAGCAGCCCCCCCGGUCAGGCAGAUAGUGCAAAAACAGUAUGCAAACGGUGGCGAGGAACCCAAAACUCUAAUCGAGAAAAAAAACCUCAGGAGAACCCAGGCCCAACCAGGGGAUUCCAGUUCCCCUCUGGCAAAAGCUGCUGCCUCUGCACAAGCUCCAGAGAACUUGCACAACAAGGCUAAAUAAAAUAAAUAAACUUAAUAAUAAAAUAAAUUAUAGUUUAAGAUUAUCAUUAAUAAUCUAAUAGCAUUUGAAAUUUUGUGGUGAAGACAUGUCAAGAGACCGCGUCCUUCUUUAUCCAGCUCUAUCAUCUCAGCUCUUGUCAGGUCCCCACUUCCCAUUCUCCGCUCUACCAUCAGGUCAGGCCAUGAACUGCAUCCUGCUCGCUGUGGUAACCUUGGAACAAUGAGACAAGACUGGCUGAGAGUAGAGUACUGUUCUGUACUCUUUGAUGCAACAAGUACAUCAGUUGUGUUUUUGGUUCCGGUUGAUCUAACUAAUGCAGCCUAAACCCUCUGAAGAUUUAUAUUAUGGAAGAGUAGUGUAUGCAAGAUUAAAAAGAUGCGUCUUUAGUCUAGAUUUAAACUGACAGAGUGUGUCUGCCUCCCGGACAGUGCAGGGAAGACUAUUCCAAAGUUUAGGCGCUAGAUAGGAAAAGGAUCUACCACCUGCACUUGAUUUUGAAAUUCUAGGUAUUACCAACUGACAGGACGCCUGAGAGCGUAAUGCACGUGAAGGACUGUAAUACAAAAGGAGUUCAUUCAAGUACUGAGGAGCUAAACCAUGUAAGGCUUUAUAGGUAAUAAGCAAGAUUUUAAAGUUAACGCGAUGCUUUAUAGGUAACCAGUGCAAGGUUGACAGAACCGGGCUAAUAUGUUCAUACUUUUUUGUACGUGUAAGAACUCGAGCUGCCGCGUUUUGGACCAAUUGGAGUUUUUGUAAUAAGCCUGCAGGGCAACCACCUAACAGUGCAUUACAGUAAUCUAGUCUUGAUGUCAUGAAUGCAUGAAUUAACUUCUCUGCAUCUGAGAUUGACAGCAUAUGACGUAGUUUAGAUAUAUUCUUAAGAUGGAAAAACGCAAUUUUACAGGUGUUGGCGACGUGGCUCUCAAAUGACAGAUUACUAUCGAAUAGAACGCCAAGAUUCUUUGCUGACGACGAGGGUUUUAUGGAACAUCCGUCAAUAGUUAAACAGUAUUCUUGGUUGUUACUUAUAGCAGUUUUCGGUCCAAUAAGUAACACUUCCGUUUUGUCCGAGUUCAGUAAUAAAAAGUUGUUACUCAUCCAGUUUUUUAUAUCGACUAUGCAUUCCAUUAUUCGAUGGAACUGCUGUGUUUCAUGAGGCUUCGAGGAAAUAUAAAGUUGAGUAUCAUCAGCAUAACAGUGAAAGCUAACUCCGUGUCGCUUUAUUAUAUCUCCUAGAGGUAGCAUGUAUAAUGCGAAGAGCAGAGGCCCUAAGACUGAGCCCUGUGGUACACCGUACUGGACUUGCGAUUUGCGUGACACCUCAUUGUUUAUUGCUACAAAUUGAAAACGGUCGGAUAAAUAAGAUUUAAACCAUUUCAAAGCUAUUCCCUUAAUGCCGACAUAAUUUUCGAGUCUAUGUAGGAGUGUGCUGUGGUCAAUGGUAUCGAAUGCAGCACUAAGGUCUAGCAGCACCAAUAACGAGAUACAACCUCGGUCAGACGCCAAUAGCAGAUCAUUUGUAACUCUGAUCAAAGCAGUCUCUGUACUGUGACAUGCUCUAAAUCCAGACUGGAAUUCUUCAUUGAUGUCAUUCCUUUGGAGGAAGGAGCAUAAUUGAGUUGAAACUACUUUUUCCAGAACUUUAGAUAUGAAAGGUAGAUUCGAUAUAGGCCUGUAGUUCCUUAGUUCUCUAGGGUCGAGUUGGGGUUUUUUGACAAGGGGCCUUAUAACAGCCACCUUAUAUGCUUUAGGCACAUGUCCUAAUGUCAGAGAUGAGUUAAUAAUACCAAGAAGAGGAUCUAUAAUUUCUGGGAGCAUCUCUUUCAGUAGAUUUGUAGGUAUAGGGUCUAGUAUGCAUGUUGUUGAUUUAGAUGAUCUAAUAAUUUUAGACAGCUCAUCUUGAUCUACGGUAUAAAAUAAUUGCAUUUUCUCCUUAAGGGCGCUGUAGUUAGUUUGUUCAGCGGGUUUCACUUCUGAUUGCAUUGUUAUAAUUUUUUCUCUAAUAUCUUGGAUUUUAUAUGUGAAGUAGUUCAUAAAUUCAUCACUGCUAUGCUGAUAUACAGGAUCAGAAGUCACUGACGAUUUAUUUUUUGUUAAUUUAGCCACCGUGUUAAAUAAAAACCUAGGAUUGUGCUGGUUUUCUUCUAUUAGUGAUGAAAAGUAGGCGGAUCUAGAAGUUAUUAGGGCUUUCCUGUAUUUUCGAAUACUAUCCUUCCAUGCUGUACGAAAUACCUCUAAUUUAGUUUUCUUAAAGUUGCGCUCCAUUUUUCGGGCCGCUUUCUUUAGAGCCUGAGUGUGUUCAUUAUACCACGGUGUGGGGCUGCCAUUUUUAAUCUUCUUUAAACGUAGUGGAGCAACUUUGUCUAGCGUUACCGAGAAGGUGGAAUUAAAAUUUUCAGUGGUAAUGUCAAGAUCUUCAACGUUAUUUCUCAUGAUUUGAGACAAUUCGGGCAGAUUAUCGAGAAACGCAUCUUUGGUAGUUGAAGUUAUUGUUCUACCAUAUUUGUAACAAUGAGUUUUAUUUGCAGCCGUAGGCCAGUGAAGCAAACAUAAUACCAGAUAAUGAUCCGAAAUGUCUUCACUCUGCUGAAGGAUUUUAACGUCGUCCACAUUUAUACCGUAAGACAGUAUUAAAUCUAAAGUAUGAUUACGAAGGUGAGUGGGUCCUGACACAUGUUGACUAAUGCCCAUGGAGUUAAGAGUGUCUUUGAAAGCCAUUCCUAAGGCAUCUGUAACGUUAUCUACGUGGAUGUUAAAGUCACCAACGACAAGGAGUCUAUCUGCGGCCAGUACUAGUUCUGAUAAGAACCCACCAAAUUCUUUAAUAAAAUCUGUGUGGUGCCCUGGAGGCCUAUAUACAAUAGCUAGAAUCAAUUUAAAAAGAGUUUUAUCUUUAGUAUUAGGUGUUGAAACAUGAAGAACCAUGACUUCAAAAGAAUUAUAUUUAGAGUUCGACUUCUGGGAAAUGCUAAGAGAGUUAUUGUAAAGUGCUGCGACACCUCCCCCUCUGCCUUUUAGACGAGGCUCGUGUUUAUAAUAAUAAUCUUGGGGGACAGAUUCAUUUAAAGCAAUAUAAUCAUCUGGUUUUAGCCAUGUUUCUGUCAAACAGAGCAUGUCUAUUUUAUGAUCUGUUAUCAUAUCGUUAACAAAAAGUGCUUUAUUACAGAGAGAUCUAAUAUUUAGCAAUCCGAGUCGUAACAGUUGAUUAUCUGUAUUUUGUUCAUGUUUAGUUUGUUUAACGUUUAUUAAAUUACUUUCAAGAGAUUUACGCAUUAUUUUAUGACAAUAGACAAUAACAACAAUCACAGGCUUUUACGUUCAAUGCUAUGAUAUGCUAGCUUCUCACUGGGUAUUUUGGCUAGUAAUUAGGUGUUGCUAGGGUGUUGCAGCUCGUUACUAGGGCAUUCAAUCUGGUUGCCAUGUGAUGUUAGGUUUUUAGGUACCUGUAGAUGAGUGAUCAGUUUUAAUGUAAUGGCAGAUUACUGUUGUGUUGGGUAAGUUACUCUGAAAAAGUAAUGAAUUACUAGUUACUCAUUACAUAUUCAAUAGUGUAAUUAGAUUGCUGCACAAAUGACUCUCAAAAAGUAUUUAAUGACUUAUGAUUCAAGGUUAGACAUGAAACAGCUCUUUUAAUUCGUUCAAAUAAAUCAUAUAAACUACAUGAAGUAGUAUUAUUAACUGACCAAAGUAUAGAAAUGUGAGAAUUAUACAUUAAAGCACGGAUUUUAAAGUUCGACUUUGAAUUUUGAUGUCAAUGCCACUAUUGCGCACACAUAUAUUACACACAGUAUUUAGUUUAAUUACUGAAGUAACUGAAAUUAAAUUACUGAAAAAUGAGAGUAAUCCCUUACUUUACUUUUUCAGGUGGAAAGUAAUUAAAUUACAAUAAUUAAUUACUUAUUGCUAGUUACACCCAACACUGUUCAGGUAAUAUCAGGCAUCAUUGCUGUAUUAACCACCAUUUGAAACAAAUGUACAGUAUAAUGUGUUUAACAGUGCUAUACAGUAUGAAUAAAGUGGACAUUGACAUUAAUGUAAUGUAAGUCACUUUGGAUAAAAGUGUCUGCCAAAUGCACAAAUGUGAAUGUACAGCAAAACAGCUGACAUACUAACAGAUUCAUAUUGACUGAUGUGAAAAAUAAUGCUUAUGUCCUUUCAAAAGUGUCCAAAUGUAUGCGUCUUUAAUAAAAAAACAAUAUCUAUGAAAACGCCAACUCGA